CAUCCCUACUCCUCUUCACCAUAUACAUAGAAAACAGUAUAAUUGAACUACCAGACUACACCUCACUACCACAUCCCUACCGAUGAGCAUGUCUUAACCAGCCCCUCCUCAAGCUGUACCAACCAUGACCGCACAAUACGAAGGAGGAGGCUUCAUCCCCAACCUCACCUCCCCAGCCUACUCCAUCGCCACAACUGCAUCAACCAUCACACCCUCGCAUCUCCCACGCCAACGCACACAUCCCCUGAGGCCAGGGUCAAAUAAGGAAAGCAGCUUAAUUAACCAUGUAGAUGCGCAAAUCCGGAAUAUCAAUCGUCGGCAUGCCAAGAAAUUUAGUAGUGAUAUCGACGAGCAUACUGAUGCUAGUGAUGGCCCAGGUGCCGAGGGGGGCGGGGAGAAAGGGUAUGAUAGUUUCAGGGAGGUGGUGAGGGAUAUCGAGCGGGUUAUUGAUGUUGUUUGGGUUAGUGGGACACCAUCGCUGCAAAUCCCGUAUCUGAUCUCAGUGGCCGGCUUGGUUAGCACUUAUCUCCCGGAUUUCCCAUUCACGCCAAAACCGACAUUCAGACUACUGAGAAAACUCGACUCGGUCUUUGUCAGUCUUCUGACCGGUGAAGACGCCGAGUCAGGGGCCCCGCUGAGCGGGUUUGAGGGGAGACGAAGUGUCGUGAGUAUGACGGAGAAAGUCAGAAUUAAGAGUAUCGCGGAGGCAUGUCGGAUUGCAGUGAUUGAGGCAAGGGAAAGGGAGGAAGAUGAUGACGAGGAUGAAGAGGAUGAAGAGGAGGAUGAUGAGAUGGAUAUUGAUAGGGAGUUUGACGAGAAUAGGAAUUUUGGCGUUGAUGAAGGUCUCACGGUGCCGGGGCAGUGGGAGAUGGAUAUUGCGAGGAUAUAUGAGAGGACGAUACAGUUUUUGGGUGAUGAGCUGGGGAAAGGAACGGAUUUGGUGGUUUGAUUUAUCAAUUGAUAUGUACUCAGUACAGUAAUUGAAGCAGUUAGUACAUAAGUAGCUCUUUGGAGUGCAUUUUCUAUAGUUCGAUUGAGUUGACAAUCGCAAGCAGAGAAAUCUAUCUAUCCCAUUACCAAAGGCCAUGAGGAGGAUAUGGGUAAACCGAGCCAAAUUUGGGGUAAAAUAACAUGUAGAUACACCAAUAUGACAAAGGUUGAAUAUAGUACUAAUCUAUAUCAGAUUAAAUAUAGAGCUCUG
Messenger RNA from Talaromyces proteolyticus, 1201 nucleotides. RefSeq lists its product as uncharacterized. Gene Ontology annotation, cellular component: transcription factor TFIIH holo complex. The transcript is spliced from 2 exons. The record is from RefSeq and is a predicted model, not a curated record. The coding region runs from base 125 to 949 and encodes 274 amino acids. NCBI's taxonomy places the organism in Eukaryota, Fungi, Ascomycota, Eurotiomycetes, Eurotiales, Trichocomaceae.